GGCGGCCUGGUCGUCGACGGCGGCGGCGGCGGCGUCCGAGGAGCCCGGUGCUGUGGUGGCCACGCGCGCCCGGCCCGCCCUUCGCCUCUUGGCCUCCGCUGCCCCUCGGCUUGGCGCGCCCGGGCCCCGCCCCAGGCCUCGCGAUUCCUCGCAGCCCGGCUCCGGCCGCCCUCUUCCGCCGCCGCGAUGAUGAUGAUGGCGCUGAGCAAGACCUUCGGGCAGAAGCCCGUCAAGUUCCAGCUGGAGGACGACGGCGAGUUCUACAUGAUCGGCUCCGAGGUGGGAAACUACCUCCGUAUGUUCCGAGGUUCUCUGUACAAGAGAUACCCCUCGCUCUGGAGGCGGCUAGCCACUGUGGAAGAAAGGAAGAAAAUAGUUGCAUCGUCACAUGAUCAUGGGUACACGACCCUCGCCACCAGCGUGACUCUGUUAAAAGCCUCAGAGGUAGAAGAGAUCCUGGAUGGCAACGAUGAGAAGUACAAGGCCGUGUCCAUCAGCACGGAGCCCCCCACCUACCUCAGGGAACAGAAAGCCAAAAGGAACAGCCAGUGGGUGCCCACCCUGCCCAACAGUUCCCACCACCUGGACGCCGUGCCAUGCUCCACCACCAUCAACAGGAACCGCAUGGGCCGGGACAAGAAGAGGACCUUCCCCCUCUGCUUUGAUGACCAUGACCCAGCUGUGAUCCACGAGAACGCGUCCCAGCCCGAGGUGCUGGUCCCCAUCCGCCUGGAUAUGGAGAUUGACGGGCAGAAGUUGCGGGACGCCUUCACCUGGAAUAUGAACGAGAAGCUGAUGACCCCAGAGAUGUUCUCAGAGAUCCUCUGUGAUGAUCUGGACUUGAACCCGCUGACGUUCGUACCAGCCAUCGCCUCUGCCAUCAGACAGCAAAUCGAAUCCUACCCGACGGACAGCAUCCUAGAGGACCAGUCAGAUCAGCGUGUCAUCAUCAAGCUGAACAUCCACGUGGGAAACAUCUCCCUGGUGGACCAGUUUGAGUGGGACAUGUCAGAGAAGGAGAACUCGCCGGAGAAGUUUGCCCUGAAGCUGUGCUCGGAGCUGGGGCUGGGCGGGGAGUUCGUCACCACCAUUGCCUACAGUAUCCGGGGACAGCUGAGCUGGCAUCAGAAGACCUACGCCUUCAGCGAGAACCCCCUGCCCACGGUGGAGAUUGCCAUCCGGAACACAGGCGACGCUGACCAGUGGUGCCCGCUGCUGGAGACCCUGACCGAUGCCGAGAUGGAGAAGAAGAUCCGCGACCAGGACAGGAACACAAGGCGGAUGCGGCGUCUGGCCAACACUGCCCCAGCAUGGUGACCCUCCUGCCACCAUCAGCUCCCGCGGAGCAGCAGCAAGGUGCAAGAUCAAGAUCGGACCACUCCCCUUCCUCUUCUGGCUGCAGGGGAGAGGUGGGGCUGGCCUGGUGUCACCCAAAGGAACUGGGCGGGGGCAGGGGGCCUCUGACUCACCCUCCCCCACCACACAUUCCACUUGCUGAGCCCCAGUCCUGUCGCACCACCCUACCCCUUAGUCCCUACCCCGACGUCUGGGGUCAGGAAGAAGCCUUUUGGGUUGUGUUUUGUUUUUGUAUAGGAGCCCCAGGCAGGGCUAACAAUACUUUUCAAAUAAAAGGUCAUAUUCAAGUUCUUCAAAACA
Ochotona curzoniae (black-lipped pika) is the source of this 1656-nucleotide messenger RNA. It is a transcript of the gene SMARCB1, whose product is annotated as SWI/SNF related, matrix associated, actin dependent regulator of chromatin, subfamily b, member 1. The coding region runs from base 187 to 1317 and encodes 376 amino acids. Gene Ontology annotation, biological process: regulation of transcription by RNA polymerase II; chromatin remodeling. NCBI's taxonomy places the organism in Eukaryota, Metazoa, Chordata, Mammalia, Lagomorpha, Ochotonidae. The record is from RefSeq and is a predicted model, not a curated record. The transcript has 9 exons. Gene Ontology annotation, cellular component: nucleus; nuclear chromosome. Gene Ontology annotation, molecular function: transcription coregulator activity.